UUUCCAUUGAUACCUCUGCUGUUCUCCCAGGAGAUAAAGAUGAAAAUAAAUCAAAAUUUAUUAUUGAAUUAAAAAUAAUUAUAAAUCAAAAUUUGAAGAUAUCAAGGUUUUUUUUUUGUCUGUAUGACCUUUCCAUGUUUGACUUUUUUUUUAAUAUUUGUAUAUUUAUUUAUUAAUUAAGUUUUUAAUGGCAAUAGGGUGGAGUAAUGGCAGCUGUGGACCAGAGGCAGCUGCCAAUCUUGAAACACCCCACCACAAAUCUAACUGCAAAAUUUUCAAAUUUUAUUUUUCAUUUUUCAUUUUUAUUUUUUAUUUUUGUUUCAAAAUUUUCUAGGAAGAGAGAAAAUGAUGAGAGGGGCUUCAGGUUCAGGUUCAAGAUGGAGAUGUCUGCACUUUUUUCAUAUCAUCUUCCCCACCAUUUCUCUGCUACUCAUUUCAGGCUUGGCGGAUGACCCAUCAAAUUCCAAAGAUGUGAAGAAAGCUGAGAGACAUGAUACCCAUGGUAACAUGAUCGGGAUUAGGAUAGUCAUUAUAUGCCUUGGCCUGGUGGCAGGUGCUGCAUUUUCUGUUUUCCUGUUCAAGAUAUGGCAAAAGAAAAAGAGAGAAGAGCAGCAUGCCCGUCUUCUAAAGCUUUUUGAAGAUGAUGAUGAGCUUGAAGUCGAACUUGGCAUUCGAGAUUGAGGUUCUUCCUUUGUUCAUAUAGGGGCUGUAAUUUAGUUGAUGCGAGUGUCUUCAGUCCUGCAUAAAAUUAGCUCUUUCUAUCCAUGGGACCUCCUUUUACAUUGUCUUGAAAUAGUAGUUAAUUAUUACCCUUCUAUACUAUUAUGUGAAUCACAAUUCAUCACAAUUCAUGAUGGUUUUUUAUACCUUGAAAAUGAGUUUGUUUUCUGACGUUUAUAUUCCUAAUGCUUGAAUUAUAGUGUUCUUUUUCUUC
Vitis vinifera (wine grape) is the source of this 934-nucleotide messenger RNA. RefSeq lists its product as uncharacterized. The coding region runs from base 346 to 681 and encodes 111 amino acids. The record is from RefSeq and is a predicted model, not a curated record. The transcript has 2 exons. NCBI's taxonomy places the organism in Eukaryota, Viridiplantae, Streptophyta, Magnoliopsida, Vitales, Vitaceae.